UAUAAUACGGUGUUGUUGUUAUAAAAAUCGUCGCCUCUGCAAAAAUUAAUGUUAUUAUUUUCAACGUUAACACCGCUGUCGCCCUUGCGCUCUUGCGCAGCUUCCGUCGCCGUUGUAGACUACAACUUCAUAAGCCAAACAAGCAAUUUCCAACUUUUUAUUUUCAUUUAUUUAUCAUUAUUUUUUAAUUUAACGCAUUUUAUACUUUUGGCGCUUUCUCGUUCCCUUUGGCGCAUAUUUACUCAUUUCGGCUAAGCGGCGACCGCUUGUGUCAUCGUAAUCAUCACCAUCAGCAUCUUCAAGUUCUCCAACGCGUUUUGUUCUGUUUUAUAUCAAGUUAUAUACAUAUGUAUGUACGUAUGUAUGUAUUUACAUACGUUCAUAGUUGUCUGCUAUAUUUGCACCCUGCGCUCCGGCGGCCUUAACUUCACUUAGCCGCGUCCACUACAGCGACUAACCACGCCGAUAAGUUCGUUGCUUCGUCGAUUUUUUUGUUUGUGUUUUCUUACUGAGAAAUUUUCAAUGUUUUUCUUUUCGACUUCAUGGCGGCGGCGGCAGCGCGUACACUUAUGUAUGUACAUAUGUAUUUAUGCUGGCCACUUUGAUGUUUGCCGACCUGUUCCGUCCAUGUUUGCCAGCCUUCCUGCUGAUGGUUUAAUUUUCGUUUAUUGGUUUUAUUACAUUUAAUGAAAACGGGCCACAACACGCAACCUUUCGAUACGUUUAUGCGGCAAACGCGUAGGCAUGGUGUAUAAACCGGUAGUCGGUGACUAUUUUUUUUAUUGGUUGAGUGUGCGAAGUUUCGUACGGUAGUCGGUCCUAUUCAGUAAUAUUUUCAGGCGCUGAAAAUAAAUUUGAAAGCAAAUAAAUCUCUGGGAUUUAAUUCCUCUUUUAUCACUGCGUUUUUUGUACGUCGUUUGAAAAAUAUCAUAAAAUUUAUUCCCAAACGUUAUCAACGUAUCAAGCAAAAUUAAAAACAAAACCAGUAACAACCAUGUGUAAUAUCUACAAAAACGCAUCGCCAACAUCAACUACUUGGAUAGCAACGUCAUCGGCAACGUCGGGUUCGGAGAUGACGGCAGGCAAACAGCGCGCGGCUGGAUGCAUUUUAACCAGUCUCACGCCAACACAUGUGACCACCAGCGGUAGCAGAAAAUUUUUACUUGCCGUCGCGCUGUUUGUCCUGUUGGCCAGCGUUAAUGGUGCUACUGAUCAGAAGACUGUUAAACCAUCACCAACAUCGCCGUUGUCAUCAUCAUCAGCGAGUCUCUCAGCAACGCCUAAAGACGAAAUUUACAUUGACGAUGAGAGCAUUGAGGGUUCAGGCGGUCGUGGCGGGCUGCACGAUGAUUUAGACAAGGAUCCCGAUUAUUCCGGUUCCGGUUUUGGUCCAGAUGACGAAGACUCCUCCACCGAUCUACAGCCAUCGCAUCGCGGAAACAAUAUACACACACAAUCGGGUAAACAUAAUACAGUUUUGACCACCGACGACAACGACGAUCUCAUCACCAGUAGAACUCAUCAUCAAACGAAUAGUGGCACAAUCAUUGGCAGUAAUAGCGGCAGCAAUUCAGGCAUCAUCGGUGGCAAUAGUGGUAGCAACACUGGCCUCAAUACAAUUGCCACCACGACGAAACAAACGUCUCCAUCCACCACCACCACAAAUCAAAAUACACCCACUCUCACCCACAUCACCACCACCACAAGCUCUGCGACGGCGGGCAAAAAUCGCGGCUCAUACCUAUACCCCAACCAAGUCCAACAAACCCACUUACCCGCAGCACCUCACUACCCUGCAGGCGGCGCUGCGCACACAGACGACGAAGACUUCGAUCUCGGCGAAGGCGAUGAUGACGACGCCAAACAGCAGCUGGGCGGCGCUGGCUCAUUUGCCGGCAGUGGUGAUGGUGAUCGUGACGACGAUGACGAUGAUCACACGGGCGAUGUGGAUGACGAUGAUGAGCACGAGGUGCUCAUUGAACGUCCACAUCAACCCAAAAACGAUUUCGGUCUGGGCAAAGAACCAACCGCUGUGGUGGAGAAUGGCACCAACACAAGCAGCACCACCGCAUCGUCCACCACUACCACCACUGGCAGCAGCAGCGGCAGCAAUGAUCACAAGGCGAUCUUUAGCUCGUCGCAUGACGAAGACGAGCAUGUUGUGGACGCUGAUGAAGAGGAUGAAUUCGAUGACACUUACGAUGAGGAUAACAAGGACGAUGACGAGGAUGAUGAGGACGGUCGCGUGCACGAAGAGGACGACAAUACCGAAGUGUAUAUUGAUGGCACGGAGCCGAAUACCAAGAGCGGCGGCAGCGUCGACCAGGACAUUGAACGAGGUACCACCAAUCAAGGCAAUACCAUACACGAAUUGGACACAAACAACGUAAAUAGCCAACCGACAGACACUAAAGUGAUCGAACACACAACCGGCAACGAAGUACUCAUCAUGAAUACCAGCGACGACGAUCGAACGGCGAGCUUCUUCGCACAACCCGGCAUUUUAGCAGCUGUCAUCGGUGGCGCUGUUGUCGGCCUGCUCUGCGCCAUUCUCGUCGUCAUGUUCAUCGUUUACCGCAUGCGGAAAAAGGACGAGGGCUCCUAUGCGCUCGAUGAACCCAAACGCUCGCCGGCUGUCAAUUCCUAUGCGAAAAACGCGAAUAAUCGCGAAUUCUAUGCCUGAGAUAAUUCCCAACGUUAUUAGAGAGUAGACGCUGUAGCGCAGGCGGUACGUGUAGGCGGCGUAAAGAGGGCGGCGAGCGCAGCAGCAGGAAGUGGAGCGAAGAGUGUAGGCGAUGGGUGCGCAGGAGGAGCAGUGAAUGGGAAAAAAAUAAAAUAAAAUUUAAUAAAAUGUAAGCGAAUAAG
Molecule: messenger RNA, 2865 nt
Organism: Bactrocera tryoni
Lineage: Eukaryota; Metazoa; Arthropoda; Insecta; Diptera; Tephritidae
Gene: Sdc
Product: syndecan
Exons: 7
Coding region: 995-2683 (562 amino acids)
Biological process (GO): cell migration
Cellular component (GO): membrane; cell surface
Source: RefSeq, a predicted model, not a curated record